Molecule: messenger RNA, 5855 nt
Organism: Oxyura jamaicensis (ruddy duck)
Lineage: Eukaryota; Metazoa; Chordata; Aves; Anseriformes; Anatidae
Gene: IKZF1
Product: IKAROS family zinc finger 1
Exons: 10
Coding region: 514-2130 (538 amino acids)
Biological process (GO): regulation of transcription by RNA polymerase II
Molecular function (GO): DNA-binding transcription factor activity; RNA polymerase II cis-regulatory region sequence-specific DNA binding
Source: RefSeq, a predicted model, not a curated record
GUCCCUUGCAAGUCACCGAGGUUACUCACACGCGUAAAGUUACCCACACGCAGAUGGGUUCUGUACCAUGAGCGCACAGAUGAGGAUAGGAUGUGAGAAAGGAAGUAUUAUUGUCCUCCUCUCACAGAUGAGGAACUGAGGCACGGCCAAGACGAGGGCCCGAUCCUGCACGGCCGCUAGCUGCGCUCAGCCGCCGAGCAUGUGAGCCGCUUCCCCCGGGCUCGCCGUGCCCCCCGAGCGCCCUGCAGGGUCUGCGUCGCGGCGCCCGGCUUUUGCACCGCUUUUCGCCGGGGGGCUCCGCCGCGGGGUCCCCCCCGCCCCCCACCCCCAGCCCCGUGCAGCGGCUGCCCCGCUCUGCCGGCGCUGCUGGAGAAGAUGCGCGCAGGCACCCAGUGUGCGAGCCCUGCCCGCCGCGGCACUGGCUUCCGAGGAAACUUUUAAUUUUGCGCCUCAAGAGACGGACUGCUUCUUGGAUUACUUUCCUGCCGUGGUCCAGAAGAUAACUGGAGGAAAAUGGAAACAGAUGAGGCUCAAGAUAUGUCCCAAGUUUCAGGAAAGGAAAGUCCUCCAAUUAGCGAUGUCCCAGAUGAUGCAGAUGAACCUAUGCCUGUACCAGAGGACCUUUCAACUAGUACUGGAGGACAACAGAGUGCUAAGAAUGAGAGAGUCUUGGCUGCAUAUGGGGCAGAAGGCUUUAGGGACUUUCAUGCAAUAAUUCCCAAAUCUUUUUCCCCCGGUAAUAUUAAAAUAGAGACUCAGAGUGAUGAAGAGAAUGGGCGUGCCUGUGAAAUGAAUGGGGAAGAAUGUGCGGAGGAUUUACGAAUGCUUGAUACCUCGGGAGAGAAAAUGAAUGGCUCACACAAUGGCCCAGGCAGCAAGGCUAUGUCAGGAGUUGGAGGCAUUCGACUUCCUAACGGAAAGCUAAAAUGUGAUAUCUGUGGGAUAAUUUGCAUCGGUCCCAAUGUGCUCAUGGUUCACAAACGAAGCCACACUGGAGAACGCCCUUUCCAGUGCAAUCAGUGUGGGGCCUCUUUUACCCAGAAAGGCAACCUUCUGCGCCACAUAAAGUUGCACUCGGGCGAAAAGCCCUUCAAAUGUCACUUGUGUAACUAUGCCUGCCGACGCAGGGAUGCCCUCACGGGCCACCUGAGGACUCACUCAGUUGGCAAACCCCAUAAGUGUGGAUACUGUGGUCGCAGCUAUAAGCAGCGCAGCUCUUUGGAAGAACAUAAAGAACGCUGUCAUAACUACCUUCAAACCAUGAGUAUCUCAAGCAACCUUUAUUCAGUCAUAAAAGAGGAAACUAACCAGAGUGAAAUGGCUGAAGACCUGUGCAAGAUAGGGUCAGAAAGAUCCCUCGUGCUGGAUAGACUAGCAAGUAACGUCGCCAAACGUAAGAGCUCUAUGCCUCAGAAAUUUGUUGGUGAGAAAUGUCUGUCUGAUCUUCCGUAUGAUGCCACCACCAACUAUGAGAAGGAGAAUGAGAUAAUGCAGACGCACGUCAUAGACCAGGCCAUUAACAAUGCCAUCAGCUACCUGGGGGCAGAGUCCUUGCGCCCCCUCGUCCAGACACCGCCAGGUGGCUCUGAAGUGGUGCCCGUCAUCAACCCCAUGUAUCAGCUCCACAAACCUCUCGGGGACAAUCAGGCUCGCUCCAACCACACAGCUCAGGACAGCGCAGUGGAAAACUUGUUGCUGCUUUCCAAAGCCAAAUCUGUCUCCUCUGAACGGGAUGCCUCUCCCAGCAACAGCUGCCAAGACUCAACAGAUACCGAGAGCAAUAACGAGGAACGCAGCGGUUUAAUUUACCUGACAAAUCACAUAGGUCCCCAUGCAAGAAAUGGCAUAUCCAUAAAAGAAGAAAGCAGGCAAUAUGAUGUCUUGAGGGCAGGUACUGACAAUUCCCCGGAUGCUUUCAAAGUGAUCAGCAGCAAUGGGGAGCAAGUGAAAGUUUACAAGUGUGAACACUGUCGAGUCCUUUUCUUGGAUCAUGUGAUGUACACAAUCCAUAUGGGCUGCCACGGGUUUCGCGAUCCUUUUGAGUGCAACAUGUGUGGCUACCACAGCCAGGACAGGUAUGAAUUCUCUUCCCACAUAACUCGAGGGGAGCACCGCUUCCACAUGAGUUAAAACACCUCCGGCACAGAUCCAGCCUCAACAGCUGUGUUACUGGAGCUGCACAAGCAACAAAGCACAAGUCUACUGGACAGCAAAAGGAACAAGAAAAUCCAAAAUCCAGAGAUCUUCUCCCACAAGAAAAGAUUUUUCUUUUGGUAGCAUGCAUUGCAACUCAGUUUUCUAAAGUGAAUAUUAAAGUUUUUACUGAAAGUAUUUGAUCACCAAAAACCUUUAGUAAUGUAAGUAGGAGCUUUUGUAGUCAGAUAGCUGAAAGCCCUUCCCUUAAGUGAUGCUUCUUGCAAACCUCCCUUGCCAAAACUGUUAACCACGCGCAGAAUGCACAACACGGAUGCGAACGUGACAGACAGGAAUGGCCUAGCUUGCUCUCUUGACACUCUGAGCAUAGGGCUCUUCUGUCAGAUGCAUAUUUUUUGACUUUCUGGUAUUAUUUGAUUCAUUUGGGAAGAUUUUAAACUCAACUAAAGAUUGUAGGGGCCCAUCGCAGAUGACUUCGCAGACAGCUGGGGUGGGACUGGAACCCAGCCAGAGGGUCCAGGGUUACUUUGGCAGUAAGACGUAGAGUAUUUCCACCUGCAAGGGUGCAUCUGUGAUUGACAUCAUGGCAUGCCUUGUUUGUGUCUCUAGGCAGGUGAGCAGGUGUGUGACAGAUAUAAAGAAUACCCCUGUAAUAUACUCUGUGAAGUACAGAUUGCAUUUAAUGUAUAGAAAAGAGUAUUGAUGGCUCUUCUUUAAAUAAAUGUUUUCUCUCCCUAUCCAAUAAAACCCCACUUUUCGUUAAGAAACCCCUCCUCUUGCUGCAUAAACAAGAUACAGUGUAUUUAAUUUUUCUUUCUCUUUUAAGUUUUAGUUAUUUAGAAAAGUAUGAUGUACAGUUGAGAAAAGCACUAGCUAGAAAUAUGUGUGGCAAAAGUCUCCUUAUGCACAUUUCUCAUCUUUUUACAUUGCCUGGAAAAUACCCAAAUAUCCCUAUAUUUUAUCUGUGAGAAAUUCCCACUCGGCUUCCACUGAAGAUGACCUCUUGUAGAUUUUGUGGCUCUAUUGUGUUGCACCUAAUUACUUGUAAAACACCGAGCUGAAUUAAACCACCCAGUCAAAAUCUGUAGCCUUCUCCCUCUUUCCUUACACUUGCUAUUUAACGAGGGACCAAUCCCUCAAAGGUGGGUCCCUUUGCAAAGGUGCUGAGCACCCUGGCUUCCUAUUCAACAAAACACUUACCGUGUACUUUAAGUUAAUUUUACUUCAGCAGAGCUAAUUUUAAGGUUAAAAAAAAAAUGGUGUUUUGCUGAAUAGAGACCAGAGAAUGCAGCACAUUGCAGAGUGCAGUAAAAUCUGCCAAGAGCUUUCUCCAUGGCAGCUUCUGCUGCAGAUAUUGUAACUUCAGUUAGAAUAAAAACUGCUAUGAUACAUACUUUUUAUCCCCAAACACAGCUGAUAUAAAAAAGUACUUUUAAAAACUCCUUCUUAACUUCCUCUUCCAAAUAGUUCACUCCUCUUCCUGAAUACCCCCAUAGUGUAAGAUGGGUCUAAAAAGAAAUCUUUGCAGCUGCACAAAACACUCUCAUUGGUGCUGCAGCAUUUCCUGGGCAGCAUUCAUAAAAACAACCCAUCCAAUUACCUUAAUGCAUAAAUACUUUCACUCGGAAUAACAAAUGGAUAUUCUCCAAUAAACAAGAUCAUGUAACCAACAAGGCGAGCGGUCUUGUAACAGAGUUACAUGUGCUCCAUCCCCUGGUGCCUGCACAGACAGAUAUGUGUUAUAAAAGAGACUUGAGGGAACCACAAACACUUGUACCUAGGGCAAUUCAGCCUGGUAGGCGUAAUUAUAUUUAAUGCACAGUUCUAGUACAGACAGCCAGUUCCUUCUUCUGCUUUCACUUUUGCAGGUGUAAGCCAGGAGCAACAACACAGAAGUCAGAGGAAAGAUACUGAUGAAAUAGUGAAUUAUAAAACUGUGCAGAACAGGAUCUUUUAUGCUCUUACCUGUCUUAGCUUUUCAUGCCACUGGCAGGACACUUACCUGAAAGAAGGUGUGUGCACAGCAGUGCUUCUACCCUGUAAGCGCAUGCAGGCAUGCACAGUGAGUGGCUUUGUCACCAGGUGCCUUGCAUGCUUGUCCACAGGCUGCUGCGUGUACCUACAUCAGUGAAAACAGAUCGUUACCACACACCACGUAGGACAGAGCACACCGAGUGGCCAGAGACCCCCAGACAUUGGUACAACACGUGACAGACCCAGAGCUGAGCUCUUCCUGCUCCCCCAUUUUAGCUCCGUUGCCUUACAGGACUGCAAUUACGGUUUUGUCAGCGAUGUUUGUUACAUAUUUAGCUUCAUGACAGCCUGUAUGUGACAAUGAGGCAGUACCACUUUGUAUAGGGAUGACCUGGAGGAGACCUUCAAGGGAGGAGCCUACAGUUUUGUUUGGUUGUUCUAAAUAAAGUUUAAGCGGGUUCAUUUUUUCAUAGUUGGUAGGAAUACAUUCACCUCUCCUUACCCCUCUCAACUUUCAAUUGAUUCAGAGCAAGAAGGGACAAAGUAGUUUCUUGGCCCCUUUUCAAUCUGUAGUCAUUCUGCUUUCAUAGCUCUUCCACCACUGUUCUUAGAUUUAGGCCACUAUACACCCCAUGCCAUAAUCUUUUUAUAAUGCUCCAUUGUAAGACACACCAAGCUGUAAAAUGGGGGUGGCAAAAGCUUACUCAGGUGAUUUUGUUUAUUUUUACAAAAAUACAAUACAAAGACACAUACCUCAACCUUGUAAGCAGGCAUAGUUGAGUUCAAAACUGCCCCAGACUCCGCUUUUAAAUACAAUUUCUGAUUUCUGGCUAGGUUCACUGCCUUUGCAACAUCUGUGUGCGCACAUGCAUGUGUAUGGCCUUCUGUGUCGCUUUUCUCCUCAACAUGCACAUGCCCUAUCAAAAGUUUUGUGUAUCAUAAAUAUUUUAUAUACAUAUAUAAGUGUGCAUAUAUAUAUAUAUAUACAUCUAAAAUGGUUUGUAUCACAUGAUGAUGCACUGUCAGUCACCGUGGGUUUGUUUCCUGGGUCUGGAGUUUCCUUAUUUAUACUAUCACAGAAUAUGUUGAUGUUGUAUAUUAAACAGUACAGUGGUAUAAGUAAGUAAUAUUAAGAUACAGAGUAUCAGAGGGCGUAGUCAAAAGGCAGGAGCAAACAGCAUUCCCUUGCAUGGAGGGGCUUUUGGGGGUUGUUUUUUGUUUAGAUUUUGCACAAAAUCACCUUCAAUUUGUUUAGAGCCAAGUGUUUCAAUACUUUUAUUGAUGAACAUGCAAGGAAGGCAUGAAAGUAGGAUGUUGUGUGUGUACAUCUAAACAAACUGUGCCCUCAGAAAACUAGUUUAGCAUAAUCUCCCUUUUUCUCUCCUCUGCUAUGGUGCAAUAGCCUAAGAUGGUUUAGCUGAACCCUAAGAAAACAAAUAUGGUGAAUGGCUUUAAGUUUAGACCUGUUUGAAAAAAGUGAAAAAGAACUGCUUCCCAGCCCUCCCCAGGCACUGCCCUUUCCAACAGAAACAUUGUAUUUACACACUUUUUUUUUCUGUGAUUUUCUAUUGUAACUUUGUUUUUUCUUCGAGAACAUUGUAUUUAAAAAAAAAAAAAAAUCAUAAAAAUUGGAAAUGUUGUUAAGGUAUGUCUGCAAAGUGAGAUGUAUCUUGUAAGAGAAGAGAAAGUGGUUAAAAAAAAAAAAAAAAAAAAAAAAAAAAAAAAAA